Molecule: messenger RNA, 4266 nt
Organism: Centruroides sculpturatus (bark scorpion)
Lineage: Eukaryota; Metazoa; Arthropoda; Arachnida; Scorpiones; Buthidae
Product: glomulin-like
Exons: 2
Coding region: 459-2171 (570 amino acids)
Cellular component (GO): cytoplasm
Molecular function (GO): ubiquitin-protein transferase inhibitor activity
Source: RefSeq, a predicted model, not a curated record
GAUAAAAACAGUGAACAUUGGUAGUUAGUCGCGGGUUCGUAUGUCACCAACGGGAUGGCCAAGUGAGUUUUCCAGGUUUUCUUCGUGUCUAACACUUAAACAGAGGAUAAUUUCUAAUAAAUAGUUCUCUCGAAGGACAAUUUGGCAGAUCGCCACGUAUUGCGUUGUCUUAUCCUAUUAAUCCUACAAUCCCGACAUAUUCGGGGCAUGCCGCCUUGAAAAAUUCCUGGGAUUAUUCGCCCGGAUUCGAUUUCGGGUCCCUCGGAGCAGUAGUCUGACGCCUUAACCACUUCGGUCAGAAAGAAAUUUUAAAUAUAACAAGAUUCAUUAAAAAAUAUUUUAUAAUUGUCAGCUGGCAACAGCAACUGUUUUCGAGUGGCGCCAUCUGAAAGCAAACGACUGAAGCGAGGAAGAGCCACGUGAUUGUGAAGUUAAGAGAAUAUUUAGUUAUAAGCAUAAUGACCAACGAUUCUUCUGAAUUCCUGCAAAAAUUGACAAUUCUUCUUCAAGAUAAAAAAUUUGAAGAGAGUUUAUUAAUUAUUAAAGAAAAAAAUAAUGAGGAGAAAGUCAAAGAACAUGCUUGGGAUUUAUUACCCGAGGUAUUACGAUGGUGCAGAGAUUCAGAAGAUAAUAUACAUCACUGUCAUGAAAUAUUAAUGCAUUUUGCUAAAGUAGCAAAUUCCAAAGAAAUUCUUAUUGGAUUUUUAGAAAAUUCUGAUGAUAUAAUUGACAAUACAUAUUUUAAAUCCCUUCUCAUGCCAUUGCAAACCGUUCUUUGCAAUUUACCAAAUAAAAGAGGAAAAUCCUUAGAAGGUACUUUACGGAUACUUCACAAAUAUGUUGAUUCAUUGCCACCACCCGAAGAACACAACUUGGAAGGGGAAGAAAGGAAAUUAAUGGAUCUAGAUGAAAAUGUGUGCCGAAUAAAUGAUGUAAUGCGAGCAUAUUUGCCAUUUUUCGAUCCUUUUGUGAAAGAAGUAUCAUUAGAAAAUUGUAGAAAUUGUGAGAUGCACUAUUUCGAUAGAAUAUUACAUCAGAGAAGCAUUUUAUGUAAAUAUUUAUUAGAAUUACUGGCUUAUCCUUUAGUUUAUUUGGAUCUCAGUUAUGAUAAGAAGGGAAAGUCUACUUCUCGAGUGUGUAGUGAAAGGCUUAUAAAUUGUCUCACUCAGUUACAGGGGAAUUUCUUUUUGUUAUACAAUUUAUUAGAUGACCAGAGUGAAGAUAUUAUUAAAAGAAAUGAAUAUUCUCCAGACUUAUCUAUUGGAAAUUUAGCAUAUUUAGUGUUUGUAGAGAAUCUUGGAAUUGACUGCAUACCACAGGUAUUUACACAUUCCUACAAUUUUGAAAGACAUUUAAUAUAUAUCGUGGCAUUACUUUCUAGGCAAAGUAACUGUGUUGUUUAUAAAGGAAUUCAUCUGGCAGAAAGAUUAAUUUCGAUUUUGGAAGAUAGAACAUUCAACCACGAGUAUUUAGAUAUUCCGGAAUUUUCUACCUUUCUGAAUUCAUUAUUUCAAGUUGUUUUAUAUUGUCCAAUUAAGGAAUUACAUUAUCAGGCUCGCAAUCUGUUUCUUCAAUAUCUAAAUAAAUUAGAUUCAAAAGCAGUAUAUAAUUUGCUCUAUUCACAAUUCUGCUCCCAGCGACAAGCAAAAGUGCGAGGAUUGAUAAUAAACACUUACAAGAUAUAUAUGUGCAGGUCUCUAGAGUUAAAUGAAAAUGAAUUUAUAGGUAAAAAUUUGAUAAAGUUUUUAAACAUAGCAACUAAGCUACCGAAUAAAGUAGAAACAGAUCUAUUAGAAUAUUCUGACAUAAUUUUAGAGAGUAUAAAUGUCUUACGUUACUUAACUCUUCGCAAAGACAUAACAAAAGUGUCGCAAAUCUGGUCCUUCAUGAAAAAUUUAGAAGAAAACUUCUUAAAGCCGUUACAUACAGCCUUAGAUUUGUCACGUGCUCAUUAUAAAUUACAAUUAAGCAAAGUAAAAGAAGAGAAAAACGUACCAAAGCAUGAUCCACCUAUAACAGUUACAGUCAAUAAAGAGACAUUUGAGAAUAUUCCAGCGAAUGAUCAAAUUAAAUUUUUAAAUCUUUCAUUACUCAGUUUUGAUUUAAUCGAGAGCAAUUUAGCUGCCUUAGAACAAGAUAUUCAGGCAAAUAAAGACCAAGAUUUUGAUUAAUGAAAGUGUAUGUAAAAUGUUUCAAUUCUGCACAUUGUUCAUAUACAGAAUAUAAUAAAGAGAAUUUUAAUUCUGUAUACAUGGGUGGAUCUAGAUUUUUCAGGGCCUAGGACUUACUGAAGUCCAAUAGAGCCCCAUUUUUUUGUUAGAUCAAGAUCUUUAAAUUGGAGUUUAAAAUUCAUUUUUAAUAACAUCAAAAUCAGAGUUGAAAUAUAUUUAUUUAUGAAAUGGUGUUGAAUUAAAAACUUUACAUCUUAUAUAUAAAACAAAUUAAGAAAUAAAGAAAUAUUAUUAACAAAAAUAAUUCAAUUUUUGUGGGCCCAGGGCUUAAGCCCUAUUAAUCCUAUGUAGAUAUGCCCGUGUAUACAUACCUUUUUUCUCUAUUUGCUAUUUAUUUAUUUAACUAAUCAUUAAUUAUAAAAAUUAUUUCACUAAUUAUACUUAUAAUAGGAUGAAAGCAAAUCACUUAUACUUUUUGAAUAGUUCAUACAAUUUGACACUAGUGAUUUGUGAAUAAUUUUAAAUCAUACAAGCUAAGUAAUAUCUGUAUGAAGUUAUACAUGAUGUCUGAAAAGUUACUGCACAGUAAAAAAUUUGUAAUGAUUAAUGUCAUUACAAAUUUCUUGCUGCACAAUAACUUUUUGGACACCCUGUAUAUUCAAUGUAAUGAGAAAAGUUUUAACUUCAUUUAAGUGUAAUAUAAUUCAUGAUUUUAAAUGUAAUACUUUUACAAUUAUUAUUUACUCAGUAGAUACUGAGUAAAUGACACUUGUUAUUCAAUUUAUUGGUGAAUCUUUCCAUUGAUGAAUGAUAAUAAUUGUCUCUAUACUUUUCUGACAUAUCAUUAAAUUGAUAGAUUAUUAAUUAUAUUUUUGCAAUGAUUAAAUAUAAAAAUUAUGUCAAAUUGUACGUAAUUUUAAGACAACGAACAUGCCUUAAGAUUGGGUAUUUCACUUUGAUAAAUAUUGUAGUGAGUCUACAAUAGAUUCAAUUACUCUUGUUUUAAUUUCUGAAUCUUGGACCCAUAAAAUGCUCCUUUAAUAAAUAUAAAUCUUCAAUCAUCAUUCUUAGUUCAAAAUGAAUGAAUUAUGCUUCCUUACAGAAAAUGAUGCUAGUUUAACAAAAACACUAACAAUUAUCAUCCUUUAUCAUCUAUUUUUAUUCUUAGAUUCAUUAUUCUUCUAAUACAUCUAUAUUCUUCAUAUAUAUCUCAAUUCAAUAUCUCUUGCAUGAUUUCUUCAAAUCACUUUGUAUACCAGGAAUAUUGCAUUUGAAAACUACUAUACCCAAUAUUGUUCCUUGUUUCUUUCAUGCAUUCUCAUAAUUUCCUUUAAAUAUGUAUUCAUGUUAUGAUGAUGUAUAUCAUUAAGUUUGAAUUUUUCUUGUUUAGCAUUGUUUAUUGAUUUUUGUAAUUUCAUUUAGUUACCUUUUAAUAGUCAAAUCCAAUUUUUCUGCAUUCUAAAAAUAAUAGGGAUUCAUUUUCCACAUUUUUGAGAAACCAUGUAUACUAUAUGAAACAAAAAUAAUACAUUUGAUUUUUCUCUUUAUCUCUUCAUAUUUAAUUUUGGACUUGAAACAGUUUUUCUGUUCUAUUUUCUUCCAACUAUUCUACAUAUCUGAAAACAUUAAAACUAAGAAAUUAUAAGACCAAUUUUAUUUGAACUUCAAAAACUAUGUUUAAUGUCAAAAUUUAUAUGCAACAAACAUCUUGUUUGAGUUAUCAUUCAAAAGUUGGAAAACUAUUAAAAAGCCAAGUAAAAGAAGCGAGAGUAUAAAGUAAAUACUUUUCCUCCGUCUAGAUUUUCAAUGGAAGUUUCGACAUUUAAAAGUAAUUUGUAAACAUUUCAUUUCAAGUUAUGACAUUUAAAUCUAAUUUUUGAUGUUCUAUCAAAAAAAAACUGCUUUAUAAUUUUUUGAUUUAAGUGUUUUCUUUACUUUCCACACUUUAUAACUGCUUUUAUUUAUUCUAGCAAGAUGAUUUAUCUUGAAAGAAUCUCCCAAAGAUUUACCUUUGUAAAUGAUUAUUUCUAUUUAAACAUUUUUUCUUGAUUUUUAUUUAUUUCUGCUAUCUUUCUAAUUUUAAUACUGAAAAAUG